Molecule: messenger RNA, 1544 nt
Organism: Gigantopelta aegis
Lineage: Eukaryota; Metazoa; Mollusca; Gastropoda; Neomphalida; Peltospiridae
Product: U11/U12 small nuclear ribonucleoprotein 48 kDa protein-like
Exons: 9
Coding region: 328-1371 (347 amino acids)
Cellular component (GO): cytosol; U12-type spliceosomal complex; nucleoplasm
Source: RefSeq, a predicted model, not a curated record
AGUUGCUUUUUCCUUUCUUCAACAACGUUACAAAAACAGUGUAGCAUUGCAAACCUAGAAUAGUAAAUUGGUCGUGUUUUAAAUACGUCUUAUCAGUCUUGUCUUUAAGUACAUAAUUUAAUGGACAUUAACGCUGUAAGUCAGUACAGAGAGCCUUUUUUACUAACUAUUGAAUGUGAGGAAAUGGACCGAAAUGUGUCAUAAACAAUUUGUUUCAGGCCUUUCUCCAGGAUUUUUUUAAGGGGCUUAGCCGUACAUAUUUAGCAUCAUUAUAACACAAAAAUCAAGCCAAAAGAAGUGGGGUAGUGAGUUGAAAACAAAGUACAAAUGGAGCAAAUACCUGAAACUGUCCUGACUGAGCGCCAGAAAUACAUUGGUGAUUUGGAACAGUUUAUUACACAAACCCAAACCCAGAUGUCAACAGUACUACAGAAGUUGUCAUGGACACCAGAACACUUUCUGAAGCCAGAAGACCGUGUUGUUUGUCCAAAUGAUGAGGGACAUAUUAUGCCCCCUGCGUCUAUUGAGAAACAUUUACCAAUAUGUCGACUGACCAAACUGGGAUUUCACAAAGAUGAAAUGGAUGUUCAACUACAUGAUUAUAAAGCUGUCCAUGGUGACAAUCCUGAUCUUGCACCGGUCAUUAUAGAUGAGAAAAUCCUCAAUGAUAUUCUUCUUAACCACUCUUUGAAGAACAAUUUAGUCUACUAUGGUAAACGGCCGAUGCCUGCAACCCCUCAGCAGGAGCUUGCCACUCUGACGAGAGAGGAACGAUUAGCAGUGUAUGAAUAUGUCACUGAAAAGGCUAAAAAAGGAAAUGAGCUCCUUAAUGUUGAAAAGGAUGAUAUACUUACUGUUGACUGGCAGGCCAUUGUGAAGAAUGGUGGGUUAUUCAAGGAUGAUGCCAGUAAGCCACGCAGUCAUGUUGAACGACUCGCUGAACUGAGAGACUACAAAAGAAGACGUCAGUCCUACCGAGCGAAGAAUGUUCACAUCACACAGAAGUCAUACACAGAAAUUAUCCGGGAAGUGAUCAAGAAUCAAAUUGAAGUUCUGGACCCAGCUGUAAUAACAAAAAUCUCCCCACUGAAAGUGAAGGCGGAACCACGUGAUAAAUCCAAGGAAGAUGUGGAAUAUAAUGAAAGUGUAAGAGAAGAAACUAGAGAGAAAAGACGAGAAAGAAGUGUGGACAGUAGGACAGAUCGAGGGCGGGAAAGAUCAGUAGAAAGUGGUCAUAGACACAAAAGCAAAAAACAUAAACAUAAAGACAAAAAAGAAAGAUCACACAGGCACAGGAGUAAACAUAAGAAAAGACGACACAAUUCAAGAGAUCACUAUUCAUCAAGGGAGAGAAGCACGUCGAGAGAUUGACCAUCAUCAACGUACACUAACACCAGUUAUUAUACCACUUAAUUUGGCAAACUCUGACUGAUGGAUCUAUAUAAGUUAUUUUUAAGUAUUCAUAUUAAGAAUAUGAAAAGUAUGGAUGUAGAUCACAUUUUGUGUUCAUUCAGAAAUAUUAAAGUGAAGGGUAGUUUUGACAA